UAACGCACUUUCAGUCAGCCAUACUCGAUUUUGUCCCUCCGAAGACACCGUCGUUGUGUACAACAAAGUUCAUGUUGAAGUGAACAUAUUAGCUAAAGCUGCUACCUUGCUCAAAGGCUGGGUCGUUUCGGGAACGGUUUAAUAUACCAUAACGCACUAUACUCCAUAUUUUGCCAAGCUGAGCCAUUCUACACAAGGAUAUUUAACAUACUGACUCGACAGACGCUGUAGGGUGACAUUGAACCUACUCCGGAGGAAGGCCCCACUACAGUCGGGGUUACGAGUGGAAGUCGUAGAAACAUGGAUUCGUGGGUUCGUUUCAAUGCACAGAGCCAAGCCAAAGAGAAGCUUUUCAGGGCCGUGCAGUACGCUUGCACAUUGCUAGGCUAUACGCUGCAGAAGGGCGGGACGGGCAGCGAUCUCUUGACGAAGGUCAAGCAGCUUGAAGCGCACGUGAGCCUGGUGCGGAAACUGAUGCGGCUGGGGAACUCCGCGGAGGCGCUGGAGGCCGCCAAACGGGCGAUUCACCUCUCGGACUGCGUGCUGCGGCUGUGCAUCACCGUGUCGCACCUGAACCGCGCCAUGUACUUCGCCUGCGACAACGUGCUGUGGGCCGGCAAGACUGGGCUCCUGCCCAAACUGGACCAGACCAAGUGGAGCCAGAGGUCCUUCAGGUACUACCUCUUUGCCCUCAUCCUGAACCUGACCCGGGACGCCUACGAGAUCAAGCUCCUGAUGGAGAGGGAGUCCCGGAGCGGGGGCGCUAAGGGGGCGUGGCUGAGCCCGUCGGCCCCGCCCCCGGACGGCGGGGAGCAGCCACAGAGCCCCGCCUCCCAGUUCCCGGUCCUCUCGCCCGCGGGGGCCCUGUCCCCCCGCCUGCAGCAGGAGCUCCGCCUGCUGGUGACCGUGCUGCGGUCCAACCCGCCCCUCCUCCUGGACCUGGUCCGGAACGUCUGCGACCUGUUCAUCCCCCUGGACCGCCUGGACCUGUACCGGACCGGGCCCGGGUUCGUGGGCGCGUGCGGCCUCGCCUCUUCCGUCCUCUCCCUGCUCACCAUCGUCUACCCCUGGCUGAAACUCAAACCGUAACACCCCCACCCCCCACACCCACCCCACCCCUCGCCUUCCAGGGGUACCGCACGAGACCCCCCUCAGUCUGGACUUGGUUAUUUCAGGGGAGUCGGAAGCGGAGGAGGAGAUUUGACGUGUGUGUGUCACAUGGCCUGAUGAUGUCACUCUGAAGCAGCGUGUGUUUCAUGCCAGGGCAUCCCUCAGUGUUUUACAGGGAGCGGGGAGUAGCGUGUGUUUUUACUCUUUUUGGAAGUGGGCAGGGUCAGGACUGGAUUCAACUACCCGUCUGCCAGAUCAGUGGGUUCCAAACCCCGUUCCUGGAGAUCUACCGUCCUGUGGGUUUUCACUCCAACCCUAACGAGGCACAGCAGCCAGAGAUCUCCUUGAGCUGCUAAUUAGUGGAAUCGGGUGUGACAAAAUUAGGGUUGAAAAUCUAAAGGUAGAUCUCCAGGAACAAGGUUGGUUACCACCGUACUAGAGUGCGUCUCACACUCACACAAACACACAGCCUGUGUUUGUUUACACUGUGCAGUAGAGGACGGACUAGAUCUGCUAUUGUGCAGUGGAUUAAUGUUGAUGUGAGCUCAAUUUGUUUGUAAUGGUUUGAUUGUUUUGGGUGGGGGGUGGAUAUAUCUACCCCCUUCCUCCCCCUUCUUAUUAGAAUGAAUUUAAACAAACAUGGAAGUACUGGACCUAGACCACAGGCCAUAAUGCGAUUCUGUACUAUACAUACGUGUAGUUUUAACAGUUGCUACAUUUUUCAAACUUGAGUUUAAGCCAUAGUUUGUGUGUGCUUGUGUGUGAGUUUUGGAAGGGGUGUACAGUGAAAUGCUAACUCGUAUGCCGUAUGUUAAGUGUGUGUUUUAAAAGAGUGAUUUCAUAUACAGACUAAUUUUGAAAAGUGUACUGAAUUCUUGUUGGCCACACCUCAGGAGAUUGUAGUCUCUCACACCCCC
Molecule: messenger RNA, 2027 nt
Organism: Anguilla anguilla (European eel)
Lineage: Eukaryota; Metazoa; Chordata; Actinopteri; Anguilliformes; Anguillidae
Gene: pex11b
Product: peroxisomal biogenesis factor 11 beta
Exons: 4
Coding region: 301-1089 (262 amino acids)
Biological process (GO): regulation of peroxisome size; peroxisome fission
Cellular component (GO): peroxisomal membrane
Source: RefSeq, a predicted model, not a curated record